Messenger RNA from Aethina tumida (small hive beetle), 1424 nucleotides. RefSeq lists its product as uncharacterized. Gene Ontology annotation, cellular component: neuron projection. The transcript is spliced from 2 exons. NCBI's taxonomy places the organism in Eukaryota, Metazoa, Arthropoda, Insecta, Coleoptera, Nitidulidae. Bases 11 to 898 code for a protein of 295 amino acids. Gene Ontology annotation, molecular function: peptide binding; G protein-coupled receptor activity. The record is from RefSeq and is a predicted model, not a curated record.
UUUUGUUAUAAUGGAGGUGAUGAACGCAACCCUAAACUACACGGGCGAGUACAUGCCCGAAGACACGGUAAUGGUGCGCGUCAAUCUCACCAUCUUGUUCGUAUGUUCGAUCUUCUCGCUGGUGGCCAACGGCCUAAUAGCCCUCAUCAUCUCCAACUUCCGGAGGCUGCGCAAAAAGAAAUCCAACGUGAUCAUCCUCAAUUGGGCGAUCGUGGACGCGUUGUUUCUGAUCAUCGAGCCCAGCACUUUGCGAUUGGGGUUGGAUCUGAACGAUACGGGGGUGCCGGAGGAGCUGUUUUGUAUUAUCGAGGAAAUUGAAAACGGGUUGAUGCUUCUCAUUCUGUUCUUUGUCACUUUGUUGACCUUUUAUUGGUACUAUCAGAAGUACAACCAGGCAAAAUUGGAGAGCUUGGAGAAAAACCUGACCAAGUUGAUUCUGGGGCUGUACGUCGGAACGGCCUUGAUAUGCGUCUUGUUCAUGGAAAGUUGCGUUUCGAAGAGAAUUAUGGCGGGCAUUUCUGGUGCCUCUUUGUUUCUAAUCAUACUGGGUUUUAUUGUUUUCAUGCUGGUUGUCAACACCAUUCACGAGAUCAAAAAACGGAUUUACCCACAAGUCCAAUCAGGAAUCAACGUUAACUAUGUUUUAACCAAUGUUUUUCUAUUAUCCAACGUACCUCUGUUGAUCUCUGUGGUAGUUAUAGUAGUGUUCGAAUCGUCCGACAUUCUUGUAUUCAUAUUCGAGCUGGUGAGCACCUGCAAUUCGAUUUACAAUUUUAUCGUCCUGUAUAAAAUGGACGGAGACUUUAAUUUGUUUGCCAAGCAUGUGCUGAAAUGCAAGACCGACGAUUACCCGGAGGAAUUCGAACCGGAAAUGGAUAAUGUCAGAACUAGAUACUGACUGGGAUUAUUCCGCUCCUGUGGGAGUCUUUGAGUGUGGAUUUAAUCCUUUGCAAUGACUGAUAUAGUAGUAUUAUUUUGUUUUGUGAUCUGGUUUGAUUUUAGUAUUAAUGUGAAAGUAUUGUACAAAACUUUUAGUGAAAUAGUGUUUAUAAACAGUAUGUAAGUUACCCUGUUUUGUGAUAUUUAGGAUUAUCAAAGGCUGUUCCUAAAUUUAAGAGUUUAUUACUCAGUAUUACAGUUUAAAACUGUAGGAAAGAAAUUUAAAUUAAUUUAAGUAUUGUAAAUAAUAUAUAAUAAAAUAGUAUUUACUACAUAAGAACACUUAGUACUUUUCCCCUUAGAUUUCCAUAAUUAAUACCAAAGUAUUUUUACUUAUUGUACUAUUUUUAAGGCUUGUAAUAACUGGUAAUGAAUGAACCCAUAACAUUUAAAAACAGCAGAAAUUUGUUUAUGUAUUUAUGAGAUGAGAUGUUAAUAUAAUAAAGUAAUGAGAAUAAUUUUCUCGUUUAAUUUUAAAUACUUCG